AGUAGAUUGUUCCAUUCAUAAUUUAGCCAUUAACUUUUGUGCUGCGCGAGUAUUUAGUUUGAUAGAAAUAUUGACUCUUUAUUUUAACUUUGGAAACUGUAGUAAUACAAAAUUGUUGUGUGUAUUUGUUUAAAAUGUCUCUUUUAAACGAUAAGGAGAACCUUCACAAUGGUAUCAGCAAUGUGAACCUAAAGUCUCCUACUAUAAAUGUCCUUUCACCGCGAAACGGACCCGAAAAAGUAGAAAAAAUGGAAAUUGAGAAAGAACCUAAAGUACAGACAUUUGACCCCCAGCUCGAACCUCUAUUGAAAGAAAACCCUCGCCGCUUUGUUAUAUUUCCAAUCCAAUAUCCUGAUAUAUGGCAAAUGUAUAAAAAAGCAGAAGCUUCUUUUUGGACUGUUGAAGAAGUUGACUUAUCUAAGGAUCUCAAUGAUUGGGAAAGCUUAAAAGACUGUGAGAAGCAUUUCAUCAAACAUGUGCUAGCAUUCUUUGCUGCAUCAGAUGGAAUAGUAAAUGAGAAUCUCGUAGAACGCUUCUCCCAGGAGGUGCAGGUGCCUGAAGCGAGAUUCUUUUACGGAUUUCAGAUUGCUAUGGAAAAUGUUCAUUCUGAAAUGUACUCACUUCUUAUUGAUACUUACAUCAGAGAUCCUAAGGAAAGAGACUUCCUAUUCAAUGCAAUCGAGACUUUACCCUGUGUCAAGAAGAAGGCUGAUUGGGCUCUACAAUGGAUUGCAAGUAAAACUGCCACUUUUGGUGAACGUAUUAUAGCAUUUGCUGCAGUUGAAGGCAUAUUUUUCUCUGGAAGUUUUGCAUCUAUAUUCUGGCUUAAAAAGCGAGGACUUAUGCCAGGAUUGACCUUCAGCAAUGAACUUAUUUCCCGUGAUGAGGGCCUCCAUACAGACUUUGCAUGUUUAAUGUUCAAGCAUCUAGUACAGAAGCCUAGUAAAGAAUGUGUAUUAAAUGUUAUUAAGGAUGCCGUAGUUAUUGAGCAGGAGUUCUUGACUGAUGCCUUACCCGUCAGACUUCUAGGCAUGAAUUGUGAACUCAUGUCAAACUAUAUUGAGUUUGUAGCUGACCGGUUACUUGUAGAGUUAAUAGGCGAAAAGCACUAUAAUACCAAGAACCCAUUUGAUUUCAUGAAUCUCAUCUCUUUAGAAGGAAAAACGAAUUUCUUUGAGAAAAAAGUUGCCGAAUACCAAAAAUGGGGAGUGAUGGCUAAUCCUAAUGACAAUGUGUUUACUUUAGAUGCAGAGUUUUAAAUCAUUCCAUGUGAUGUUGAUAUUUUUGACGUGCACAGUAUUAAAUAUACCAGUUUAAUUGCAUGACUCCGCCCUUAAAUGUUCAUUAAAUCAUUAAAGGUGCUUAAGCAUCUUGUAGCCUAUGGAAACAAUUAAUUUUACAUUGAUUGGUUUUGUCAAUGUGACUUUCAUACUUAAUUAGAAAUGUACCUAAUAUUAGAUUAAGUAAAUAAGAUAAUAUAAUUAUAAAAUAUUAUUGUAAGUACAUCUAAAUUAAGGAU
Nymphalis io (European peacock) is the source of this 1519-nucleotide messenger RNA. RefSeq names its product ribonucleoside-diphosphate reductase subunit M2 (gene RnrS). The transcript has 6 exons. Gene Ontology annotation, cellular component: cytosol. Bases 135 to 1259 code for a protein of 374 amino acids. Gene Ontology annotation, biological process: deoxyribonucleotide biosynthetic process. Lineage: Eukaryota; Metazoa; Arthropoda; Insecta; Lepidoptera; Nymphalidae. Gene Ontology annotation, molecular function: ribonucleoside-diphosphate reductase activity, thioredoxin disulfide as acceptor. The record is from RefSeq and is a predicted model, not a curated record.